Phalacrocorax carbo (great cormorant) is the source of this 3665-nucleotide messenger RNA. NCBI's taxonomy places the organism in Eukaryota, Metazoa, Chordata, Aves, Suliformes, Phalacrocoracidae. The record is from RefSeq and is a predicted model, not a curated record.
UGUUGGGCUCGGUUUCGGGGUGGGGUGUGAUGGGGUGUAUCUGGCUGGCGUGCUUGGGGGCCUGAGAGGCUACCGGUGCGGCCCGGGGUUACCAGCAUUUCCAGCAGUCAUUUUGCAACCUGGUUAAACCUGAUAACUCUUUUACUAGGUGUAAUUCCAUGUUUAAUGAUCUAGUGUGCAAUCUGAUCUGGUUGAAAAUGUCCCUGCUUACUGCAGGGGGGUUGGACUAGAUGACCUCUAAAGUCCCUUCCAACUCAAACUAUUUUAUGAUUCUAUGAUAAUGCAUCAAUCAAAAGAUAACAAACCCCAUCUUUAUGUGCACAGGGACACUGACGUAUCAUAACGGGCAGGCUGUAAUCAAAAGACACUGAUAAACAGGAACAGGAAUUGCUCCAAAGGGCUUAAGAUCGUGCAAAAAAGAUGUUUCCUUUAAAAGACACUGAGAUGGGUGCCUCCACCUUCUUUGCCUCAGCUCUGCCACAUGAUGUUUGUGGAAGUAAUGGCCUUCCUCUGACACCUAACUCCAUCAAAAUUUUGGGGAGAUUUCAAAUCCUUAAAACAAUCACCCAUCCCAGGCUUUGCCAGUAUGUUGACAUUACCAGAGGUAAACAUGAGAGACUGGUUGUGGCAGCCGAACACUGUGAAAAGAGUCUGGAAGAUUUGCUACGUGAACAAAAGCCCAUCAGUUCUUCAAGGAUCUUGUGCAUAGCAUAUGAGGUUUUGCAAGGUUUGCAAUAUAUGAACAAACAUGGAAUGGUCCACCGAGCCCUCUCCCCUUGCAAUAUUCUUUUGGAUCGAAAGGGACAUGUGAAAUUGGCUAAAUUUGGACUCUACCAUAUGACUGCUCAAGGUGUUGAUGUUGAUUUCCCAAUAGGGUACCCAUCAUAUCUGGCACCUGAAGUAAUUGCACAGGGAAUAGUCAAACCAAGUGAUCAUACUCAGUGUGAGAAGCCUCUGCCUUCUGGCCCUAAAUCAGAUCUGUGGUCUCUUGGUAUAAUACUAUUUGAGCUUUGCAUGGGAAGAAAAUUAUUCCAGAGUUUGGAGAUAGCAGAAAGAUUGAAAUUUAUAAUUAUGUUAGGCUGUGUUGAUGAUAUUGUAACUGUAUUGGCUGAAGAACAUGGUUGCAUUGAUAUUAUUAAGGGCCUUUCUGAAAAUAUCAUAGCUCUACUGAAAAAGUGCCUUACAUUCCAGCCUUCUAAGAGGCCAACUCCAGAGGAAUUGCUGCAUGACAGUUUGUUCAAUGAAGUAUCCUCAGUAUACCCUCCCUUCCACAAACCUGCUGGUCUGUUCUCAUCUUCUCCAAGGUGUGCUAAUUUAACGCUACCUGAAGACAUAAGUCAAUUAUGUAAAGAUGGAGAUAACGAUUACCUAGCAGAAAGAUCAAUUGAAGAGGUUUAUUAUCUCUGGUGUUUGGCUGGAGGAGACUUGGAGAAGGAACUUGUCAACAAGGAAAUCAUUCGAUCAAAGCCACCUGUCUGCACGCUUCCCAAUUUUUUAUUAGAAGAUGGUGAGAGCUUUGGGCAAGGACGAGAUAGAAGUUCCCUCCUAGAUGACACAACUGUGACAUUGUCCCUGUGCCAGCUCCGAAAUAGACUGAAAGAUGUUGGUGGGGAAGCCUUUUAUCCGUUGCUUGAAGAUGACCAAUCGACUUUACCUCAUUCAAAUAGUAGUAAUGAGCUGUCUGCAGCUGCUAGUCUUCCUCUGAUCAUCCGGGAGAGGGACACAGAGUACCAGCUAAAUAGAAUUGUCCUAUUUGACAGGCUGUUGAAGGCCUACCCAUAUAAGAAAAAUCAAAUUUGGAAAGAAGCCAGGGUUGACAUCCCUCCUCUUCUGAGAGGCAUAACAUGGGCUGCCCUGUUGGGUGUUGAGGGUGCUAUACAAGCAAAAUAUGAUGCCAUUGAUAAAGACACACCGAUUCCUACAGACAGACAAAUUGAAGUUGAUAUUCCUCGUUGCCAUCAGUAUGAUGAAUUGCUGUCAUCACCAGAGGGUCAUGCAAAGUUUAGACGUGUAUUGAAGGCCUGGGUUGUUUCCCAUCCUGAUUUGGUGUACUGGCAAGGUCUAGACUCUCUUUGUGCACCGUUUCUGUACUUGAAUUUUAACAACGAAGCUCUGGCAUAUGCCUGCAUGUCUGCUUUUAUCCCCAAGUAUUUGUAUAACUUCUUUCUGAAGGAUAAUUCUCAUGUUAUUCAAGAAUACCUGACGGUGUUUUCCCAGAUGAUUGCAUUCCAUGAUCCAGAGCUGAGUAACCACCUUAAUGAAAUUGGUUUCAUUCCAGAUCUUUAUGCUAUUCCUUGGUUUCUUACAAUGUUUACACAUGUAUUUCCUUUGCACAAAAUUUUUCACUUGUGGGAUACGUUACUGCUUGGAAAUUCUUCCUUCCCAUUCUGUAUUGGAGUUGCAAUACUUCAACAACUGAGGGAUCGUCUUCUGGCUAAUGGAUUCAAUGAAUGCAUCCUCCUUUUUUCGGACUUGCCAGAGAUUGAUAUUGAGCGUUGUGUUCGUGAGUCAAUCAACCUGUUUCGCUGGACCCCAAAGAGUGCUACGUACAGGCAAUAUGCACAGCCUCCACGGCAAGCCAGUGAAAGCAACGGCACAAGAAGUUCCAUGUCCUGCUUUUCAGCAGACUAUCAGGAAGCACCUCGAAGUGACCUCUCUAGGGAUUCCAUCAAGUUGGAUGACCUGAAGGCAGAGGUGUCACCACGAAUUUCAGCAGAAGAUCUGAUUGAACUGUGUGAGCUGACAGGACCUAGUCAUUCCAAAACACCUGUAAAGAAAACAAAGCCUAGCAAGCCAAAGCUGCUGGUGGUCGACAUUCGUAACAGCGAAGACUUUAACCGUGGCCACAUUUCUGGCAGCAUCAAUGUCCCAUUUGCAUCAGCAUUUACUGCAGAAGGGGAUCUUAUCCAAUGCCCAGCAACCGCCAUGCUCCAGAGCUUUAAAGGAAGAGUUGUGGUGAUUGUAGGAAAUGCAGUGAAGAACAUGGCUGCUUUUGCAGCUUAUCUAGUGAAAAACAAGUACCCAAGGGUCUGCAUCCUAGAUGGAGGCAUCAACAAGAUCAAGCCGACUGGUCUCCUCACUGUUCCUUCUCCACAAAUUUAAGUGACUGUAAACAUUCCGGACAAUCUCUCUAAAUAGGGAAGUCUUCCCGUACAACAUGGAUAUCCUGAACCCAAAGGGCAUUAUGGUGUCUUCAGUAUACAAGCUAUCCUGAUGAUCAGUGUCUUAUCCUGCAGAUCUAGAGCAUGGGAGCUUUGUGUUUAUUCUUGAUAUAGAGCUUCAGCUGGAACAGAUGAAAACUGUGAAGCUUCCAGCUUUCCAAGAAGCCUCUUUCAGCACUGAUGUAGUGCACAACUGGUUGAGCAAGUCUGAACACAAAAAGAGUAACUCGGCUAGUAUUUGGUAUCUUAAAAAUAUUUCUGCAGAACAAAAUAAACUGGCACUUGAUGGCUAUAAGCUGCACUUAAAUAGAUCAUUUUUCAAAAGUAUGUUACUGUGAAUAUGGAAAGUAAGAAGCUGAAACUGUACCCUGUGUGUAUCCUGUGAAAAAGUGUGAUUUCUAAUAUUUUAAAGAGUGAUUGCUGUAUCUUGUGACCCACUUUCUUUUUGAGAAAGCAUUUUUUCAUCUGAAUUGGAAAUAAAGAUGUAUCCCAGAUUGGAAGUCA